AUGGCUCCUUAUACUAAGCCUGAGACCGUACUCAGGCGUUCGGAAGAGCUGCUGUCCGUCAACCAGCCCAUGUCGGCACUUGCGUCCAUCUCCGAGAUCUUCUCAUCGAAGCGUUUUCGUCAAACACCUCUCGCUUCCCUUGAGCCGAUCAUGCUUCGAUUCAUCGAUCUUUGUGUCUUGCUUCGUAAAACCCGUACCGUUAAAGAAGGUUUACACAUGUACAAAAAUGUGGCACAAAACACGAGUGUAAGCAGUGUCGAAACCGUUAUUCAACAUUUCAUCACCAAAUCAAAGGAAAAACUCGUAGAGGCCUUGGCCAAAGUGGAUGAGAUCGAAGGUCCCUUAGUCAAAGAUCAAGAGACCGAUACCAUCGAACCCAAAGCUUCAGUUGAGGUUGACGAUUUAGAAGCAACUGAGACUCCUGAAAGUCUUUUGUUGUCGACUGUCAGUGAAGAAAAAUCACGCGAUCGUACCUAUCGCGAAUUGGUCACCCCUUGGUUACGUUCUCUCUGGGAAGCCUAUCGAACUGCUUUGGAUAUCCUACGUAACAAUGCUCGUUUGGAGAACGUUUACCAGCAAAUCGCAACCGAGGCUUUCGAGUUUUGUUUGACUCAUACCCGUAAAACUGAGUUCCGUCGUCUGGCCGAAACUUUACGCUCGAACUUGACUUCAUCCCAAAAGUAUGCCAAUCAAGCUCAUUCCAUCAAUCUGUCUGAUCCGGAAGUUCUUCAACGUCACCUCGAUACGCGAUUCCACCAGCUUAACACAUCAGUCAAACUUGAGCUUUGGCAAGAGUCUUUCCGAACUGCGGAAGAUAUCAAUGGCUUGAUCAGCUUGAGCAAAAAAACACCCAAGAACAACGUGAUGUGCAGUUUCUAUGAGAAGAUGAUCAAGGUGUUUGGUGUGGGGGAGAGUCAUCUGUUCCACGCAGCCGCUUACAACAAGUACUAUGCCAUUCAAGUCAACUCGUUAGCCGAUCAACCAGAAAAGCUCGAGAAACUCGCCAGUCUCGUUUUGCUUUCUGCUUUGGCCGUUCCUAUCGUCAACUCUAACGCCCCUGCGAAUGAAUUGGCUAAGAAAGGUCGCGAGAACGAAGAUGACUCGAGCAAUCUCAGCAAGAGCAAAUCGGGCCGAUUGGCCAGCAUCCUCGGAUUAACUUCUCUUCCAACUCGAACCAACUUAGUCAAAGAUACCUUGAAUCGAGGUACAUUGAAGAGAUCUUCUGCUGAUCUUCAAGCACUCUAUCAGAUCUUGGAAGUCGACUUUCAUCCUUUGUCAAUCACUCGCAAGAUUCGUCCUAUCCUCCAAAGACUCUCAGAGGAUUCCGAGACAGCUCGAUAUGUUGAGCCUUUGAAAGAUGUAGUCAUGACCCGCCUAUUUCAGCAACUCUCGCAAGUCUAUGACUCGAUCGAGUUGACUCGAAUCAUCAAACUCGCCUCAUUCGGUAACGCUGAACCUGAUAACCUCAAUCAGACUCGUAUCAAGGUUGAGAAAUUCCUCAUGGAAGCUUGCAAGCGUGGGGAACUUGAGAUCACCUUGGAUCAUUCCACCGGCUCAAUCAAAUUUGCUGAUCGAAUGUUUGAGAAUGGGAUCAAUCAAAUGAGCGGAAACUUCUCCAUGUCCGAUCAACCACCAACGCUUCUAGGACUUUCAACCGAUGUACCGCUUGUACCCAGCCAAAGCCAGGCCAACAAUCAUGUACUCCAGCCCAACUCCGCCAGUCUAUUACGGACACACCUUACACGACUGGCUUCAGCUCUGGCGGUAUCGUUGAAGCACAUCUCGCCUACCUUGUCUGGCGCUACUGAUACCACUGCACCUACAAGUGAUCAUCUCCAACUAGCUAAGACGGCAGCAAUUCAAAUCCUUCAUAGUGAAGGACCAAAACAACAAGAACAACAAAUCCGAUUACAAAAGCAAAACAAGGAACGUGAAAUCAAGAAGAUGAAAGAUGAAGCUGACAAGAUCCGUGCGGCUGAGGCUGAGAAAGUGGCCAUUGCUCUUGCUACCCAAGCUGGUUUGAAUGUAGAUAUCAAGAACCUCAAGGGCGUUGACACCAACACGAUCAUCCAAAUGGGUGUGGAACAAAUCGAAAAGGACAAGAAGGAACUCGCGUCUAAAUUGAAGACAGUCAACAAACGACUCGAUCAUACUGAACGGGCUCUUAGGCGAGAGGAGAUCCCAUUGUUGGACGAAGAUUAUCGACUUCAACAAAUCCGAGAUGAAACUAAUGCAAAGAAAUUGCAAACCGAAUUACUCGAAGGUCUUCGAGCCAAACAUGCUAGUGAAUUAGAAAUCCGGAAGAAACUUGAGACCAUGUUACCCGAUUUCUUAGCCUUCAAAGAGAGCGUAGCCAACAAACGUGGACAUGAUUACAAAAAAGCUGAAGAACAAGCUAGGGUGAAGAUUGAGAAAGCCAAGGCUGAAAGAAGAAGAGAAAAGAUUCAAGAAUUGAAGGCAGCCAAGGCUAGAGCUAGAGAAGAGGAAAGAUCAAGAAUCGAAAGAGAAGAAGCUGAACGAGUGAGAGCUGAGGAAGAAGCUAAAUUAGAAGAAGAACGUAGAUUGAAACAAAUUGAGAUUGAAGAGGAAGAAAGAGUCUUUAAGGCUAAAGCUGAAGCUAAGGCUAAAGCCGAUCGAGAACAGCGUGAGCGUGAGAGAGCUGCUACAGCUGAGAUGGUUGCCAAACAAGCUGCUCGUGAAGAGGAAGCGCUCGCUCGUAGAGAAGCUAGAAAGCUUGCUGAUAGAAGUGUUUCAACUCCUGUUACACAAUCCCCAGGUUCCACGACCCCAGCCAGUGGUGGCGUAUGGCGUCGAACAGCUGUAGCAGCUGAAGCAGGAUCCACACCACCACUUCCAUCAUCUAAUCCACCUACACAGCCUGUGACAGUUGGACUAGAACGGACCACUUCCAAGACAGGUGAAGUGAGACCACAAAACUUGGCAGGUUUAGCUAAACCAGGAGGAUGGAGAGCUAGAUCGAUAGCAACCGGUACGAGUGGAGAAAGUUCACCUACUAUUGGAUUAAGUAGACCUAGUUCUGGGAUUGGAGCCAAAAGAAGUACAACGACUCCGAUGCAAAGUCCCCAAUUGAAUGGAUCACCUGGAGGUAAAAAAGAUGAUGGAGAAUGGAAUGAAGUGGUCAAACCUGCUUCUUAUAGACCACCACAAUCUCGUACGAAUACGAGUGGUGGUGGUGGAUUAAAUCAUAAUCGAACCACUUCUGGUAGAGGUGGAACUGGAUCUGGAUCUGGAGGUAGAUGGUAA
Molecule: messenger RNA, 3264 nt
Organism: Melampsora larici-populina 98AG31
Lineage: Eukaryota; Fungi; Basidiomycota; Pucciniomycetes; Pucciniales; Melampsoraceae
Exons: 9
Coding region: 1-3264 (1087 amino acids)
Biological process (GO): translation reinitiation; formation of cytoplasmic translation initiation complex
Cellular component (GO): multi-eIF complex; eukaryotic translation initiation factor 3 complex, eIF3m; eukaryotic translation initiation factor 3 complex, eIF3e
Molecular function (GO): mRNA binding; translation initiation factor activity
Source: RefSeq, a predicted model, not a curated record